UCGCUCUCUCCCUCCACCACUCUGCGCCGGCCUCUACGGACCUGAGAUUACUUUGCCUUGCCUCGCCUCGCUCCCCCUCGUCCGCUCAGAUACCGAACCAAACACGAUACGCAGCAUACGGGCCACCUCAGGCCUGCCGGCGCGACGACGGAAGACCAGCCCAGGGGCUUAUUGUGUGGCGCCAGAGUCGUAGACAUCGUCGUCAACAGUAGCAUCACUGUCGUACGCAGGAGCAGAAAUGCGGGUCUCCAGCGUCGUCAACCCCCUCGCCGCACUAUUGCUCGCGGCCUCCAACGCCCGCGCCGUCCACGCUCUCUCACCCGCACACUCGGCCCUCUCGGAGGCCAAGUACAUCCCGAUAUGUAGGGCGGCAGCAGCGUCGGCGGUUGCCGCUCGCACCGACGCUUUCCGCCCCCAUUUCGAAGACAAUAGUGCCAAAUCUUCGCCGUCGCCGUCGUCGUCGGUCAGACUGCCCGUCGAAGCCCCGGCUCUCGUGUCGGGGUCGGAUGCUGCGGCCUACUACUUCGCCGGCACCGCCGCCAACCACUCUACUUCCGCCGCCCCCCCUUCUCCCUACCCUACGUCAUCGCUCCUCCAUAACCGCGCGCCCGGCCCGCGGACGGCUACGGCCCCCGAACGGCCGGUGCUGGACGCUUCCGUCAUGGGGCUCGUCGUCUUCUCCGCCGCCGGGCUGUACUUGUUGUGACGGGGCA
This is a messenger RNA of Durotheca rogersii, 713 nucleotides long. RefSeq lists its product as uncharacterized. The record is from RefSeq and is a predicted model, not a curated record. Bases 239 to 706 code for a protein of 155 amino acids. NCBI's taxonomy places the organism in Eukaryota, Fungi, Ascomycota, Sordariomycetes, Xylariales, Xylariaceae. The transcript has a single exon.